This is a messenger RNA of Nelumbo nucifera (sacred lotus), 962 nucleotides long. The record is from RefSeq and is a predicted model, not a curated record. Lineage: Eukaryota; Viridiplantae; Streptophyta; Magnoliopsida; Proteales; Nelumbonaceae.
AUGCGGCAAAAGUUUCCCGAACUGGACCUCAGAGUUGUUUCUAUGUCUGACCUCACUCUCGAGGUGGCGAAGGCGGCCAACGAAGAACCUGGCUCCUCCGAAAAGGAAAGCGAUGAUGAAGUCCCCAAGGUGGGCCCAUCAGGUCGAGAGGACGCGGAGGAGGAUCGCAUGGAGACUGACUUGCCCAGACGCAGGGCGGGGAAGCCAAAAAUACUUCUCCCGCGCGCUCUCUGCUUCCUUUUCGACGAGAACCUUGUAGAGAACCUUUUGACGAAGGAGAAUAGUUUUUUGACGAAAAAGAAUAUUGGAGAGGGAGAAUCAUUGUUGAAAUGGAGAUUGAGAAGGAAAUCUAGAGUUACAAGUGUUGUGCGACUCCAAAUCCAGCAUCGACUUUGCUUGAGAAGGGAGAAGAUUUUUGAUUUUUUUUCAUUUGGAGCCAAGCCAGCAUCGACCCUUGUUCGUUCGAGCAAGAGAAGAGAAGUUGAUGCUUUUUGGGAGGAUAUUAAAGAUGGGAAGCUUAAUGCAAGAAUGAAAUGUGAUUUGACUGACAAUCUUUCAUUAAAGGCGAAUGCUCAGCUUACAAAUGAGCCCCAUAUGUCACAUGGUAUGGUCAAUUUUGUUUACAAGGGUAAGGACUUCAGGACUCAAUUUCAACUGGGGAAUGGUGCUUUAUUUGGAGCUAGUUACAUCCAGCUAAAAUAUCUUCUUGAGAUGUAUUUUGUAUAGGAUUAAGACCAGUGUAAUUAAUUAUCUUUAACGUUCCCUAGAGUAGAAUUGGAUGCAUCAAGCUGUACUCCAUAAGUGUGUUCAUCUUAUGUACCUUCAUUGUGUGGAUUUGGAGUGUUUACUAUCUAUAUCAAUGUUUCCAGGAAAUACCUACUCUUGAUGUGUAUCUGAGAACCACCAUGGACACCAACAUAAUAGAUAUGGAAAAUGGAGUCAUUGAAGGGCAUCAGCAUUUG